GCGCCCGCGCCGCCCGCCUGCGCCGCCGAGCCGGUGCCCGGGGUGGCGGGGCUCCGGAACCACGGCAACACGUGCUUCAUGAACGCCACGCUGCAGUGCCUCAGCAACACCGAGCUCUUCGCCGAGUACCUGGCGCUCGGCCAGUACCGCGCGGGCCGGCCGGAGCCCUCGCCUGACCCCGAGCAGCCGGCCGGCCGCGGCGCGCAGGGCCACGGCGAGGUCACCGAGCAGCUGGCGCACCUGGUGCGCGCCCUCUGGACCCUGGAGUACACCCCGCAGCACAGCCGCGACUUCAAGAGUAUUGUGUCGAAGAAUGCACUGCAAUAUCGGGGAAAUUCCCAGCAUGAUGCCCAGGAGUUUCUGCUGUGGCUUUUGGACCGAGUUCACGAAGACCUCAAUCAUGCUGUGAAGCAGAGUGGGAAGCCUCCUCUGAAGCCACCAUCAGAGACUGAUAUGAUGCCUGAGGGACCAUCCUUCCCUGUCUGUAGCACUUUUGUACAAGAACUUUUUCAAGCCCAAUACAGAUCUUCUUUGACAUGUCCUCAUUGUCAGAAGCAGAGCAACACUUUUGACCCUUUCCUCUGCAUUUCUUUGCCAAUUCCUCUACCCCACACAAGGCCUCUCUAUGUCACUGUAGUGUAUCAAGGGAAAUGUUCUCACUGCAUGAGGAUUGGUGUGGCCGUGCCUCUGUCUGGGACUGUCGCCAGACUUCGGGAAGCAGUGUCUAUGGAAACAAAGAUCCCCACUGAUCAGAUUGUGUUAACAGAAAUGUACUAUGAUGGGUUCCAUCGUUCCUUUUGUGACACAGACGACCUGGAAACAGUCCAUGAAAGUGACUGCAUUUUUGCCUUUGAGACUCCAGAAAUAUUUAGGCCUGAAGGAAUUCUCAGUCAAAGAGGAAUCCACUUAAACAGCAAUCUGAAUCACUUGAAAUUUGGCUUGGAUCAUUGUAGACUGUCUUCUCCUACACACUCAGCAGCAAAGCUAGGGAAAGCAGACUUGCCCCCCACAAGAGCAGGAAGCGACAAGAUUGUUCUGUUAGUGUGUAACCGAGCCUGCACUGGGCAGCAAGGGAAAAGAUUUGGACUGCCUUUUGUGCUGCACUUAGAGAAGACAAUAGCAUGGGACCUUCUGCAGAAGGAAAUCUUGGAGAAGAUGAAGUAUUUCUUGAGGCCCACGGUUUGCAUUCAGGUGUGUCCGUUCAGUUUGCGUGUGGUCAGUGUUGUGGGAAUAACAUACUUGCUGCCCCAGGAGGAGCAGCCCCUGUGCCACCCAACAGUAGAAAGGGCAUUAAAAUCUUGUGGACCAGGUGGCACUGCUCAUGUGAAAUUAGUGGUAGAAUGGGACAAGGAGACAAAAGAUUUCUUGUUUGUAAAUACUGAAGAUGAGUAUAUUCCUGAUGCAGAAAGUGUCCGUCUGCAAAGGGAGCGUCACCAUCAGCCUCAGACUUGCACUUUAUCCCAGUGUUUCCAACUCUACACCAAAGAGGAACGGCUUGCCCCGGAUGACGCCUGGCGUUGCCCACACUGUAAGCAGCUGCAGCAGGGGAGCAUUACGUUAAGCCUCUGGACUCUGCCUGAUGUGCUUAUUAUACAUCUAAAGAGGUUUCGACAGGAAGGAGACAGGCGUAUGAAACUUCAGAACAUGGUCAAGUUCCCCUUGACUGGCCUGGACAUGACACCUCAUGUGGUUAAGAGGAGCCAGAGCAGCUGGAGUUUGCCAUCCCAUUGGUCUCCGUGGAGACGGCCCUAUGGACUCGGGAGGGACCCUGAGGACUACGUCUAUGACCUGUAUGCUGUGUGCAAUCAUCAUGGCACCAUGCAAGGGGGGCACUACACAGCAUACUGUAAGAACUCGGUGGACGGUCUCUGGUACUGCUUCGAUGACAGUGAUGUGCAGCAGCUAUCGGAAGAUGAAGUCUGCACACAGACGGCGUACAUCCUCUUCUACCAGAGGCGGACAGCUAUACCAUCGUGGUCGGCCAACAGCUCAGUGGCAGGCUCCACAAGUUCUUCCUUGUGCGAACACUGGGUGAGCCGGCUCCCGGGGAGCAAGCAAGCCAGCGUGACCUCUGCAGCCUCCUCCAGACGCACCUCUUUGGCCUCGCUGUCUGAGUCCGUGGAGAUGACUGGGGAAAGGAGUGAAGAUGAUGGAGGUUUCUCAACUCGACCGUUUGUGAGAAGCGUCCAGCGUCAGAGCUUGUCGUCCAGAUCUUCUGUCACCAGCCCUUUGGCGGUCAGCGAAAAUUGCAUUCGACCUUCUUGGUCCCUGUCUGCUAAGCUGCAGAUGCGCUCCAAUUCUCCUUCCCGAUUCUCAGGGGACUCUCCGAUUCACACCUCCGCCUCUACCUUGGAGAAGAUCGGGGAGGCAGUGGACGACAAGGUCUCCAUCUCUUGCUUUGGUAGCUUGAGGAACCUUGCCAGCAGUUACCAGGAACCAAGCGAUAGUCAUAGUCGACGUGAGCACAAGGCUAUGGGUCGGGCCCCUCUGGCUGUCAUGGAAGGUGUGUUCAAAGACGAAUCAGACACCCGCAAAUUGAACUCCAGUGGUGUAGAUACACAGAGCAAAAACUCAGCACAAGGGGAUCGUGUGCCCCCCAUCUCUGAUCCUUUUGAUAACAAUAACCAGAUUGCUUAUGUGGAUCAGAGUGAUUCUGUAGACAGCUCUCCAGUCAAAGAGGUGAAACCCCCCAGCCAGCCAGGCUCCCUCACGAAGAAACCAGAGAGCACAACCAAGAGAUCCCCCAGCUCCAAAGGCGCUUCUGAGCCAGAUAGAAGUGUGCGGAAGGGGAGACCAGUCUUGGCAAGCCAGGAGUCAUCUCUUUCGAGUACAUCCCCUUCUUCUCCUGUUCCUGUAAAAGUUUCUAUAAAGCCCUCUCGCUCCCGAGGCAAAGCAGAUUCUUCUUCCAGGGCCAGUGGACGGCAUUCCUCCCCUGCCCCUGCACAACCCAAAAAAGAGUCCUCCCCCAAAUCCCAGGACUCCGUGUCGUCUCGUUCACCCCAGAAACAGAAGUCAGCCCCUUCUCUCACUUACCUUGCUUCCUCCACAUCUGCCAAAAAAGUCUCGGGCCCUGCCACGAGGGGCCCCUUCCCUCCUGGGAAGGGCAGGACUUCAGACAGGAGCUUAAGUAGAGAGGGCUCCAGACAAAGCCUGGCUUCCGACAGAGCCAGCAUUGCCUCCAGCUCCAAACCCAGCUCCCCACGGGUGAGCCAGGCCAGGGUGGGGGAGGGCCGAGGGGACGGAAAACACGUCAGGAGCUCUUCCAUGGCCAGCCUGCGCUCCCCCAACACGAGCGUGAAGGCUGGUCUGAAGCGGGACAGCAAGUCGGAGGACAAGGGGCUGUCCUUCUUCAAGUCAGCCUUGAGACAGAAGGAAACCCGGCGGUCGACUGAUCUUGGCAAGACAACCUUGCUCUCCAAGAAGGCCAGUGGGAGCUCUGUCAAGUUGGCCUGUAAGAAUGCCGGGGAUGAGAAGGCCGAGAAAGCCUCCCAGCCUCCAGGUUCCCAGCAGCCAAAUGCAAAUGCAUUUGGAAAAGAGCAGCUUGUCACCAAGGACCCUGCUUCUGCUAAACAUUCCCUGCUGUCCACUCGCAAAUCCAAGUCUUCCCAGCUAGAUUCUGGAGUGCCCUCGUCUCCUGGUGGCAGGCAGUCUGCUGAGAAAUCUUCAAAAAAGUUAUCUUCUAGCAUGCAAACCUCUGCACGGCUUUCUCAAAAACCUCAGUGAUAUUUCUGCAAUCCGAGUGUUUUAUCUGUAAAGAUGUUUAUUUAUUUAGAACCCCAUCCCUCCCACCAAAGCCCUCUAUGCUUUCGUUUUGUAUUUUUUGGGUUACGUGCCUGAUGUGUGUGUGUAUGUGAGUGUGCGUGUGUGUGUGUGUGUGUGAGAGGAGAAUUCAAUUGCAAAUUGUUAAAAGCGUCGCCUUAUUCUGCCAUUGAACCAAAUAACAGCCAUAGGCAAAGCAUUGAUACCAAGCUAACUGGAAUAAUUGUAGACGAUACCCUGGAUGGUCCCUUUAGCAACUGUACAUAUUUCUUUCUAGAGAACUCUAAUGACUUUCGUUGGACACUAGGGUUUUGAAACCUGUGAACCAGUUAAGCUAUCAUUAGUGUGCUCUGUGGAAGGACGAAUUAUUUGACUUGGGUUUCAUCUGAGCAGGAUUUGUCCUCACUACGGAUUGUCAUGUGGCACCAGGAGCUCUAAAAACUGUGACACUAACAGCGAAACAAACUGAGAGAAAACUGUUGCUUUCUGCACUUUGGCCCCCUCUACCAGUCUUUGUAAAGGGCAAUAUUUUAACACUAAUGUUUCUCAGGUAUAUACUCAGCUAGUCUAGGAUGGAUAUGAAUCAGUAAAAGGAUUAGAGAGGAAGGUGGCCUGUGGGUGGCUGUCAUUUCUCCUACUGCCACAGAUAGAAGUUUUAGAGCUAGAAAUGAAGUCUUUCACUGCCUUCAUAUCUGCAAAGAUGUAUGUACCAUCAUAUGUACCAUAUGACUCUUGGGAUAUGUCCUAAGAGGUGGCAAAUUGGAUAGCCAGGAAGCCAGUCACUAGUAGUUAAUUUUUUUUUCCUUCUAAAUUUGCUAGCUAAGGCCAUUGGGAUUUUGAAAUGUAGUAGAGCAGUUAACACCUUUGAAAGAUUCCUGGAAAAAAAUGGAUUCUAAACUGGAUGCAUGAAUCUGUACCGUUUUCCUUCUCUGGUGUUGCUUUUCUCUGUGUUAGAAGUUGAAAGCUCCAUGCUGCCCCGUGUGUGCAUGCCCUUGUUUCCUCCUCUUGCAACUUGGAGAGGAAAGAAGUUGCCUAAUGCCAAAAGUCAGUGCUGGUGUGUUGAAGCGAUGUGUGACACAGUAUUACACGUACACUUCUGAUCCUGCCUGUCCGUCUUAGUUAUGACUGCUUUUCAGUAACUCAUUUACUUCUUCUUUGUGCUUAAGAUUUAAUCUCUUACCCAGAACUCACAAGCAGGAUUGGAGUGUGUUCCAUCGGGCAUUGUCGGUGCAAGUUGCAUUUCUUGUUUAGAAAAAUGGGAACCUCA
Messenger RNA from Ceratotherium simum simum (southern white rhinoceros), 5026 nucleotides. RefSeq names its product ubiquitin specific peptidase 31 (gene USP31). Lineage: Eukaryota; Metazoa; Chordata; Mammalia; Perissodactyla; Rhinocerotidae. The record is from RefSeq and is a predicted model, not a curated record. Gene Ontology annotation, biological process: protein deubiquitination. Gene Ontology annotation, molecular function: cysteine-type deubiquitinase activity.